UCUUCUGUUGCGAACGCCGUCCAUCGGAGAUAGCUUUAUCGAGAGCGCCACCUAGCGGCCAGCAGCCCGCACAGGGGAUGAUUACUUUUGUAAUAGAAUUCCAAUGAUUGGCUUCAGGCGAGCACACACAGAACACGUCCACAUUGCGCUCUCCUGAACAGGCUGUGAACGGUAUCUUUCUAUUCCAUGCACACAGUCGGAGCAUUCAGCUAAAAGGGAUAAGCAACCAGGGGGCGAUUCCUCUCCAGAUUGCUCACAAGUCAAUGCCCGGUAAAGCCAAGACUGCACCACCGGUUCUAGAGAUGCAGACAAGUAAAGAUCGUCUUUGGGGUUGAAAAGAAAAAACUACUUUUCGGUGGACAUUGCACGUCGGUUCGACAAUUAAAAGAUGUCGGCACUGAGGAGGAAAUUUGGUGAAGAAUACCAUGUCGUAACGACCACCGUAGGAGGGGGGUUCUUCCCUUCGGUCAAAAGAAAAAGACAGAGGUUUGUGGACAAGAACGGACGAUGCAACGUUCAACAUUUUGGUGGCGAGACCAGCCGGUACCUGUCCGACCUGUUCACCACCUUGGUGGACCUGAAAUGGAGAUGGAACCUGCUGAUAUUCAUUUUGACCUACACGGUGGCUUGGUUGGUCAUGGCUUCCAUGUGGUGGAUUAUUGCCUAUAUCCGAGGUGACAUUAACAGACCUCACGAUGACAACUACACCCCCUGUGUGGCCAACGUCUACAACUUCCCCUCCGCGUUCCUCUUCUUUAUAGAGACAGAAGCCACCAUCGGGUACGGUUUCAGGUACAUCACCGAGAAAUGCCCCGAAGGGAUCAUACUCUUUUUGUUUCAGUCCUUGCUGGGAUCUAUCGUGGACGCUUUCCUAAUAGGCUGCAUGUUCAUAAAGAUGUCACAGCCGAAGAAGAGGGCAGAGACUCUGAUGUUCAGCCAGAGCGCCGUCAUUUCCCAACGUGACGGGAAAUUGUGUUUGAUGUUCCGAGUGGGCAACUUAAGAAAUAGCCAUAUGGUCUCUGCUCAGAUAAGAUGCAAGCUUAUAAAGUCCAGACAGACCCCAGAAGGUGAAUUCCUGCCGCUUGACCAACGUGAGCUGGAUGUGGGAUUUGGAACCGGAGCGGAUCAGCUGUUCCUGGUUUCUCCGCUAACUAUCUGCCACGAGAUCAACUGCCGGAGCCCGUUCUUUGAUCUGUCCCAGAAAUCACUGCGGAGCGAGCAGUUCGAGAUAGUUGUCAUUCUGGAAGGCAUCGUCGAAACCACAGGAAUGACGUGCCAAGCGAGAACAUCUUACACAGAGGACGAAGUGCUUUGGGGACACAGAUUCCUUCCGGUCAUGUCUCUAGAGGAAGGCUUUUUUCGAGUAGACUACUCCCAGUUUCACGCUACCUUCGAAGUCCCGACCCCCUACUAUAGCGUAAAGGAACAAGAGGAGAAACAAUCCCCCAGCUCCCCUCUAAACUCUCUGUGCAGUGAUAAAUAUCACCGAGAAAGGGUCUGCUCUCUAGACUACCUCAACGUCUUCGAAGUCGGUAGCAGUCUACUUCCCACCAAGCUCCAAAAACUGGGCCGGGGCAAUGACCAAACCCAAGGGAAACUCCUACGAAUGUGCAGCCCUAGUGUGGAGAGAGCGUGCAGCACCGGGGAUCUGCCACUAAAGAUACAGCGGAUCACGGUUUCCACGUGCGAAGACAGUGCGGAGAGUACGCCGCUGAAAUACUUCAAGGUCAAACCCGAGUGUAUGACCCAAUCUACGGGAAACCUCCAGCUCCAGAAGAAGACGCAGGGCAUGAUGACCCUCGGGACAAUGCUGGAUAGUAACCUACCCGCCAAGCUGAGGAAAAUGAAUUCUGGCUGCAUCAGCUAAAUCUAUAGGAACCGAAGUUUGUGGAGUGGAGACAAAAACUUUAAAAAAAAAUUAUAAAUGGCCUUAAACUUUGUGACGAGAAGAGACUUUCACUGUUCUACUAGAUUUUUUUGUCAUAAAACCAUCGUUUUCAACAUUAAAGGGGUAUUCCAGGAAAAAACUUUUUUAUAUAUAU
This is a messenger RNA of Hyla sarda, 2042 nucleotides long. Its product is annotated as G protein-activated inward rectifier potassium channel 1-like. Gene Ontology annotation, molecular function: G-protein activated inward rectifier potassium channel activity. Bases 389 to 1867 code for a protein of 492 amino acids. The record is from RefSeq and is a predicted model, not a curated record. The transcript has 3 exons. Gene Ontology annotation, cellular component: plasma membrane. Gene Ontology annotation, biological process: regulation of monoatomic ion transmembrane transport; potassium ion import across plasma membrane. NCBI's taxonomy places the organism in Eukaryota, Metazoa, Chordata, Amphibia, Anura, Hylidae.